AUGUCGGACGGCGCCUUGAAGCCCGAGAAGGACUUCUCGAAGGAGACGGACAAGCAGAUCCCGGAGGCUGAGAAGCUUGCCAAGAGCGAUAUCUCGGCCGCCAUUGAGAAGCUCAGCGUCCUAGAGAAGCAGACCCGCCAGUCCUCAGAUCUUGCGUCGACAUCGCGUAUACUCAUCGCCAUUGUGAACAUCACCAAGGAUGCUGGCGACUGGAGCUUGAUGAACGAGCAGGUCCUGAUCCUCUCGAAGAAGCAUGGCCAGCUCAAGCAGGCUAUCACGAAGAUGGUCCAGGCGGUGAUGGGCUUCCUCGACUCGACCCCGAACCUCGAAACGAAGCUGUCCGUCAUCGAGACGCUGCGGACAGUCACCGAAGGCAAAAUCUUUGUCGAAGUCGAGCGCGCGCGUAUCACCAAGACCCUUUCCGACAUCAAGAAGGAGCAAGGCGACCUGAAGGCGGCAACGGAUAUUCUGUGCGAGCUGCAGGUGGAGACGUUCGGUUCUAUGGACCGCCGGGAGAAGACCGAGUUCAUUCUGGCACAAGUCGCUCUCUGUAUCGAGGUCGGUGACUGGACCCAGGCCAGCAUCCUGAGCCGAAAGAUCAGCACCCGCUACCUGUCGCGAAAGCCGAAGAAGACUCCCGAGCAGCUGGAGAAGGAGAAGAAGGAGCGUGAGAAGAAGAGGGCGAGAGGCGAGGAGGUGCCCGAGGAGAAGGAGGACGACACAACCGACCUUAAGCUCCGGUACUACGAGCAGCAAAUCAUCCUUGCGAAGCAUGAUGACAAGUACCUCGACGUCUGCAAGCACUACCGCCAGGUCCUCGACACCGAGGCGGUUGAGGAAGACCCCAAGAAGCUCCACCCCGUCCUUCAACGCAUCAUCUACUUUGUCAUCCUUGCGCCGCACGACAACGAGCAGCACGACCUGCUCCACAGAAUCCAGAAGGAUUCCAGAAUUAGCCAAGUCUCCCAGGAGGCCGAUCUUCUCAAGCUCUUCACCGUCCACGAGCUCAUGCGCUGGCCCGAGGUCGCAAAGACGUUCGGCCCCCACCUCUGCGAGACCGACGUGUUCGAUGCCCAGACCGGCCAGUCCGAUGACGAGAAGGCCCACCAACGCUGGUUGGACCUGCGCAAGAGAGUCAUCGAGCACAACGUGCGCGUUGUCGCCAAGUACUACACCCGUAUCCAGACCCAGCGCCUCACCCAGCUGCUGGAUCUCACCGAGGACGAGACAGAGAAGUACAUCAGCGAGCUGGUCACGUCGAAGACGAUCUACGCCAAGAUCGACCGCCCUGCGCGCAUCGUGAGCUUUGCGAAGCCCAGAGACGCGGACGACAUUCUGAACGAGUGGAGCUCCAACAUGAAGAGCUUGUUGGGCCACUUGGAGCGCAUCGAUCAUCUCAUUACAAAGGAGGAGAUGAUGGCCAACAUCCAGCCUGGCGCCUCCAAGUCGGGUAAGGGAAAGGCUACCAAGGCGCAUUAG
Molecule: messenger RNA, 1479 nt
Organism: Colletotrichum higginsianum IMI 349063
Lineage: Eukaryota; Fungi; Ascomycota; Sordariomycetes; Glomerellales; Glomerellaceae
Product: PCI domain-containing protein
Exons: 4
Coding region: 1-1479 (492 amino acids)
Cellular component (GO): nuclear proteasome complex; cytoplasm; proteasome regulatory particle, lid subcomplex
Source: RefSeq, a predicted model, not a curated record